CAUCAAAACAUGUCAUUCGAUAACACGAUUAUGUUAUUACUAGAGGUUUACAAUUAGUUUCGUCGCUCUAUAUUACAGAUUUGGAAAUUUUGUAGAAAUUGUAAUAUUAUACCAAUAAUAUACAAUGACAACUCCUAAAGUAAUGCGAAUUAUGGCUUUGUCCAUCAACACUGCGGUCCGUGCAGGAUCAAUUAUUCGGGAAGUGAUGCAGCGUGGAAAUCUAGGUAUUGUGGAAAAAGAGGGCAAAGAGGACUUACAAACUGAGGCUGACCGUUCGGCCCAACAAUGUAUUAUAGCAUCUCUGUCGAAAAAAUUUCCUAAUGCUACAAUCAUUGGUGAAGAGGGCGACUCAAAUUUAAACAUAAAAGCAGAGUGGUUGGUAACAGAUGAAAACGAAGAAUUUCUGACACGCAAUUGCCCCGAAGAAUUGCAAGAAAUUAAAGAGGAGGAAUUUGUGAUAUGGGUAGACCCUUUAGACGGCACAUCAGAAUACACUAAAGGUUUAUUAGAACAUGUGACAGUGCUAAUUGGAAUAGCGAUUAAAAAUCGUGCUGUCGGAGGAGUCAUUUAUCAACCCUACUACAAACAAACUAAUGGAAAUAUAGGUAGAACUAUAUGGGGACUUAAAGGGUUAGGCACAGGAGGAUUCGAACCUAUAAGUCCGCCCAAUGGACAAAUGAUUAUUACAACAACACGUUCACACUUAACACCUUUGGUACAACAAGCUCUAGAUGCUCUGUCACCAACAAAUGUGAUCAAAGUUGGAGGUGCUGGUUACAAAGUAUUACAAUUACUCGAAGGCAAGGCACAUGCAUAUGUAUUUGCUAGUCCCGGUUGCAAACGGUGGGACACUUGUGCACCGGAAGCUGUGCUAGAAGCACACGGCGGCACUCUUACCGACUUAGCAGGCAAUCACUACUCAUAUGCAGCUGAUGUAGAUUAUAAAAAUCGGAUGGGUGUCUUGGCAACAAUUCCACAAAUAUCGCAUUCCGAAAUCGUGCGUCAAGUACCUAAUGAUAUUAUAGCAGCUUUACGUUCAUAAGGAGGUACUUAUGUUCAAGAUAGUUUUCGAAACAUAAUUUUUCUGAAAACUAUAAUCACUUGAAAGCAACAGUUUAUGUGGUGGUUUAUUUUUAGGAUGAUAAAUAUGACAAAAAAAAACAUUAUAAUGAAAAGUAGCUGUAUGCUAGUUAGUCACAUUGCUGUCUGUCGACAUUGUCUUAUCAGAAUUUGGAAUCAGUAAUAUAUUAAUCCAAUAUUUCGAAUUAACUUUGUAUCAUGAUACAAAACUUUUACAAUCAUGGACAUGAUGACGAUAAAUGAAGGAUACUAUAUUAAAAUUUCGCAAAGUUUGUGAAAAUAUUUAAUUUAACUAAUUCAUAUCAAGCUUUGGAAAUCCAAACUAAAAAAUUCCAUAUAUUGUUUUUUAACAAUAAUGUUUAACCAUAGGAAGCAUUUCAAUUUUGAUUUAAAAAUAAAAAGGAAGGAAUUUCAAAAACAUGA
Molecule: messenger RNA, 1503 nt
Organism: Zeugodacus cucurbitae (melon fly)
Lineage: Eukaryota; Metazoa; Arthropoda; Insecta; Diptera; Tephritidae
Product: 3'(2'),5'-bisphosphate nucleotidase 1
Exons: 3
Coding region: 125-1042 (305 amino acids)
Biological process (GO): phosphatidylinositol phosphate biosynthetic process
Molecular function (GO): 3'(2'),5'-bisphosphate nucleotidase activity
Source: RefSeq, a predicted model, not a curated record